AUACGUGGAAUCUCGGUUUCCCCGCUGGCUGCGUUUGGCUCUCCGAAGCCAUUUUGGACUCAGUUCAGUUCGGUGCGGGUCAGAAUCCGGGCGACCAGAAGCUGCACAGGCGGAAAGGCUCUGCAAGACCUGCCCUGAGAUUUGGUUGAUUAUUUGGGGGGCGUCAGUGUGGAUUAUCCGCCGUUCCUGAUGGCUUUAAAUCGGGCUCAGGUUUGACUGAGAGCCGCUGGUGUGGACAUCAGGCCGACGGUCACUCGGGCUCCAGCGCGCGCGUGUGCGUGUGGUGUGUGAGAGUGUGUGUGUGUUUUUCAGUGAGUGAGUGCGUGUGAGUGUGUGAUCGGUUUAAAUGUGUGCGAGGCAGAGGACGCCGAACAGGAGUAAAUCCGGGCUGUUUUUGGUCUGAUUAAAGGAAUAUGUUCGCUUCUCUGCUCACUUUGGCACUUCUUCUGGCAACUUUCGCUGCAGACCCCAGUCAUGGCGAGGUGGAGACGCGGGAGUGUUUGUACUAUAACGUUAACUGGGAGGUGGAGAAGACGAACCGUAGCGGUGUGGAGCGAUGUGAAGGAGAGAAAGACAAACGCUCGCACUGCUACGCCUCCUGGAGGAACAACUCCGGCUCCAUCCAGCUCGUCAAGAAGGGCUGCUGGCUCGACGACUUCAACUGCUACGACAGACAGGAGUGUGUGGCCACAGAGGAGAAUCCUCAGGUGUUUUUCUGCUGCUGUGAAGGAAACUUCUGCAAUGAGAGAUUCACACACCUGCCGGACAUCAGUGGACCAGUGAUCUCUCCUCCUCCAGUGUCUCCAUCUCUGCUGAAUGUGUUGGUUUACUCUCUGCUGCCGCUCUCCAUGCUCUCCAUGGCUGUGCUGUUGGCAUUCUGGAUGUACCGACACAGAAAACCUCCGUACGGACAUGUGGACGUCAAUGAGGAUCCAGGCCCAUCUCCUCCAUCUCCUCUGGUGGGUCUGAAGCCUCUGCAGCUGCUGGAGGUUAAAGCUCGCGGACGCUUCGGCUGCGUCUGGAAGGCUCAGAUGAUCAAUGAAUAUGUAGCUGUCAAGAUUUUCCCCAUUCAGGAUAAGCUGUCAUGGCAGAACGAGCGGGAGAUGUUUUCCACUCCGGGAAUGAAACAUGAUAACCUGCUGCGCUUCAUCGCUGCUGAGAAACGCGGAUCUAACCUGGAGAUGGAGUUCUGGCUCAUCACUGAGUUUCAUGAGCGGGGCUCUCUGACGGACUAUCUGAAGGGGAACGCAGUGAGCUGGGCCGAUCUGUGUGUGAUAGCGGAGAGCAUGGCCUGUGGUCUGGCGUAUCUGCAUGAAGACGUGCCGCGCUCCAAAGGAGAAGGCCCCAAACCAGCCAUCGCACACUUUGAGCCGGGGAAACCGCCGGGAGACACACAUGGCCAGGUGGGCACGAGGAGGUACAUGGCCCCGGAGGUGCUGGAAGGAGCCAUAAACUUCCAGCGGGACUCCUUUCUGCGGAUAGACAUGUACGCCAUGGGCCUGGUGCUGUGGGAGCUGGUGUCACGCUGCAAAGCUGCUGAUGGUCCUGUGGACGAGUACAUGCUGCCGUUUGAGGAGGAGAUCGGUCAGCACCCGUCGCUGGAGGAUCUGCAGGAUGCUGUGGUCCAUAAGAAGCUGCGGCCGGCGUUUAAGGACUGCUGGCUCAAGCAUUCAGGUCUGUGUCAGAUGUGCGAGACCAUGGAGGAGUGCUGGGAUCAUGACGCAGAGGCUCGUCUGUCGGCCGGCUGUGUGCAGGAGCGCAUCUCUCAGAUCCGCCGCGUCAGCAGCUCCACCUCAGACUGCCUGUUCUCCAUGGUGACCUCGCUCACCAACGUGGACCUGCCGCCCAAAGAGUCCAGCAUCUGAACACACUCAGAGAAAAACAAAACAAACACACACACCACCCUCAAGCAGCUGCUAUUUUACCACGACCCUUUUUUUAAACUGUCCUCGUUACUGUUGUUUAUUAUUAUUAUUAUUAUUAUUAUGAUUUUUAUUUUUCUGAUCGGAUCAGCAACUUUACCAGCACACUUACUCUUCUCUACUGUAUUUUUAUCAUCGGAGCAAACGCGACGAAGCGUGCAUUCAGGUGCCGACGAAUGAAUGCUGACGCUGCAGGUACCUCAAGGUUUAUCUGGUGUUGUGUUUUUUCCUCUUCUUCUGGAUGGCUGAGCAGUGCUGCAGACCCGCGGGGAUCAUCAUGACUGUUACACAAAGCUAGCUCCUCCGGGUUUAUUUUCUCUCUCUCCGACAGUGAAACGUGUCUUUCGGAGCUAACGGGUGUUCAGGAACACCACACCACAGCCGGCAGGUUUUGGAUGAUCUUGUGGCGGUGUCUCUCUCACGGCUGGCUUGCGUGUGCAGAUUUCGGAGCAUUUAGUUCGGUACAGGAAUCUUUCUCAGGGAUCCAGAGUCGAGGGGUCCAUGACUGCCUUUUUUUCCGCAUCAGUAUAGGACAGAGAUCGGUUUAUAAUGCCAAUUACCUACCAGGGCUGGGACCAUAAAUCAUGCAUUGUGAAUCGAGAGAGUGAUUCUGCGUAGACUUUUCUGAAUGCAUUGCGAUUCUCUUUUGAAUGGAUUCUUUGGUUAGGUUUUUCCAGCAGAUAGCGCUGUGUGUUCUACAAUUAAAUACCUUGCACACACAUUUAAACAUGGCAUAUUUAUUAGUCAAUUUUGGGGGAAAAAUUAAGCAAAAAACAAGAAUCACAAAACUAAUAUUGUGAGUUAAUUUGACCACUUUACAAUAAGCCUAGAGCGCCAUCCGAUGUUUUCAAACUUGCCCCGGGCACCGUCUUCUGUUUUAAAAUAAGCCUAGAGCGUCAUCUACUGUUUAAAACAAGCCUAGAGUGCCCUCUGCUGUUUUAAAUACUAUCCUGGAGUGCCAUGCACCAUUUUAAAUCUAGCCUAGAGCACCGUCGGCUGUUUUAAAACUUGUCUAGAGCGUCAUCUACUGGUGAAAACUUGCCUAGAGCCCCCUCUGCUGUUUUAAAACUAGCCUAGAGCGUCAUCUACUGUUGAAAACUUGCCUAGAGCCCCCUCUGCUGUUUUAAAACUAGCCUAGAGCGUCAUCUACUGGUGAAAACUUGCCUAGAGCACCCUCUGCUGUUUUAAAACUAGCCUAGAGCGUCAUCUACUGGUGAAAACUUGCCUAGAGUGCCCUUUGCUGUUUUAUAACUAGCCUAGAGUGCCCUCUGCUGUUUUAAAACGUGUCAAGAGCGUCAUCUACUGGUGAAAACUUGCCUAGAGUGCCCUCUGCUGUUUUAAAACUAGCCUAGAGCGUCAUCUACUGGUGAAAACUUGCCUAGAGUGCCCUCUGCUGUUUUAAAACGUGUCAAGAGCGUCAUCUACUGGUGAAAACUUGCCUAGAGUGCUCUCUGCUGUUUUAAAACUUGCCUAGAGCGUCAUCUACUGUUGAAAACUUGCCUAGAGCACCCUCUGCUGUUGUAAAACUUGCCUAGAGUGCCAUCUGCUGGUGAAAACUUGCCUAGAGCGCCCUCUGCUGUUUUAAAACUAGCCUAUAUCGCCAUCUGCUGGUGAAAACUAGCCCAGAGCCCCAUCUGCUGUUUAAAACUAGCCUAGAGCGCCAUCUACUGUUUAAAACUAGCCCUGAGCGCCCUCUGCUGUUAAAAACUAAUCUCAGAAUUAAUUUCAGAGUAAAUUGCGAUGCAUUUAGAAAAUCUCAGAAAUGAUCCAGGAAUCUCAAUGCUUCAAAUUAUCGCCCCAGCCUAGUUAUCUACACAGAACAUGCAAGACUGUGUGCGUGUGUGCGUGUGCUGAGAAGUUGUUUAAAUAGAAAAAAGGCUAUAAAAAGUGUGUGCGACUGAAAGUAAGUGUUUAUUUCGGUCGUCUAGUUUCUCUCGUAAUGAUGCAAUGUGUUUGUUUUGUCGUCUGGAGUGAAGCAUUCGCACGUCUGAAGCGAAUCAGUCCUCAUCCAGACUGAUAAGGGGGGGGGGGUUCUGGGUCACGUUUUACCUCAAAAUUAAAAAAAGAAAAAAAAAAUUCACAAAUAAUAUUUUUUAGAACUGAAAGGAAUAUUAAGAUGUUUUAGGAAUUGUGGCAUUAAUUUGAAGACUGCUAAGCACAUUUUCCUUCAAAUUCUUAUGACCGAAAUGCAUCCAAAUAACUGGUGAUUUUCAUUAUUUUUAAUGAUUAUUAUAACAGUAAUACAGCGAUUUAUGGAAAAUAGUAUUUUUUAAAUAUUGAAUAUUUUUUUGUUGCCAAAUUCUCAUGAAUGUAAUGCGUCAUCUACCUUAUAUACAUAAUUUCAGCAUUUAAAUCUCAAUACUUUGGUUAUAAUUUAAUUCUUUUUACUGCAAUAAAUAAAAAUAUACACUU
Messenger RNA from Danio rerio (zebrafish), 4334 nucleotides. It is a transcript of the gene acvr2ba, whose product is annotated as activin A receptor type 2Ba. Gene Ontology annotation, cellular component: membrane. Gene Ontology annotation, molecular function: kinase activity; ATP binding; protein kinase activity. Lineage: Eukaryota; Metazoa; Chordata; Actinopteri; Cypriniformes; Danionidae. Gene Ontology annotation, biological process: cell surface receptor protein serine/threonine kinase signaling pathway; cell communication; signaling. The record is from RefSeq and is marked validated.